Messenger RNA from Rhizophagus irregularis DAOM 181602=DAOM 197198, 1916 nucleotides. RefSeq lists its product as uncharacterized. The record is from RefSeq and is a predicted model, not a curated record. Gene Ontology annotation, molecular function: protein binding. NCBI's taxonomy places the organism in Eukaryota, Fungi, Glomeromycota, Glomeromycetes, Glomerales, Glomeraceae.
GAAUAGUUGUUUACCACCGAAUCACUAUAUGUCUAUAUCACGCAUAUAUUUUGUUUUUUUAUUUGCACCAACAAAGUACCUGGUAUCUUACGGUUUCAAUUUGAAUCGAAAGAAAAUCAAUAUAUUUUUUUAAUAAGCCUUACUCACAAUGUCUGAUCUUGUGGAUGUUGAUGACGUUACCAUAAAUGAAGACAUGCAUAAUUUAGAUCUUGAGUGGCCUUGUACAGAAAACAGUUCUUCGGAAAGAAAACGUUCUUGGUAUUGGCUCCGUGAGGUCACUGCCCAAGACGCAGAAAAUGGGAUGGAUGUGCAAGGAAUUACAUGGGACGCCUUUAAUGUAACACGUCAAAGAUAUCGCGAACUUCGUCUCAUAGAUUAUAAGAACUAUGAAAACGUUCAGAGACCGCAUGAUGAUUUGAAAAAGGAAAUUAAAUCGGUUCGAACAGAUGCACAAUUCUAUAAGUUCAAGUAUACCACUUUGCCACAUAGAUGCUUUAUUGUCCAUUUUCAGUUACGAAAUUUGUUAUGGGCAACUGGAAGAAAUGAUGUAUUCUACACACAUUCUCCUCGUAUUGGACAUUGGAAUUCAGUAAUGAAAAAAUCAAAAGUUGCAUUGGAUUUGAGCUAUAACAAUCGUAGUGCCGAAACACCGUUUGAAAUUAGCACAAUUGCUUGCAAGUACAAUUAUCUGCUUGUUGGUGGAUUAUAUGGUGAAUAUGCAUGCAGACGUCUUGAUGCAGAACCAGUUCAAUUUGGCACUAUAACUACUGAUACAAAUGGAAUAACAAAUCAUAUGGAUAUUAUCGAAUCGAGAACUGGAAGUAUUGUAUCAGUGAUAUCUAGCAAUGAUAAAAAAUCCAGAAUUAUGGAUCUUGCGACAACAAGAUUUAUUGAGACUUAUGAUUUUGAAUGGGCAGUUAAUUGCACUUCGGUUAAUCCGAACAAAGAUUUAUUAUGUGUUGUUGGGGAUAACACGGACGCUGUAGUUGUAAGCUCAGAUACUGGAAAGACUAUAACAACUUUGAAAGGACAUUUUGAUUAUUCUUUUGCUUGCUGCUGGAGUCCUGAUGGAAAGAUAAUUGCGACAGGGAAUCAAGAUAAAACAACCAGGCUAUAUGAUAUAAGAAAUAUGUCUAAGGCGUUUGAUGUAUUGGGUGCCAAGAUUGGAGCUGUGAGGUCACUUCAUUUUUCUGAAGACGGACGUUAUUUAGCAAUGGCAGAACCUGCCGAUUUCGUUCACAUAUUCGACGCACAUACAUUUGAACGGUCUCAAGUGAUCGAUUUGUUUGGCGAAAUUGCUGGUGUAACAUUUACUCCUGAUACGGAUGGUUUAUACAUAGCAAAUGCCGAUGAAAAUUAUGGGUGUAUUUUGGAAUAUGAAAAGAUUUCAUCAAUUAAUGACGUUGGAAACAUUUUUCUAUGAUUUGUUAUAUUACUAAUUAGGACACUUAAACUAGUUUAGGAACUACAUUUAUUUUUUUUUUUUUCUUUAAUUUUUAUUGCAAUUGUAUAAUACCGUCAAUCGUCAAUACUGUUACUACCAUCCGCUCUCAUUCUUUCAAUACUAUACUCAUGACAUUUGAAAUGCAAAAUUACAAAGAAUUUUUAUUCCGUAUUUGGUUAUCAUAUUUUAUUUAUUAUUGAGCGUUGAAAUACACUAUUUAUGUUAAGAGAAAUUGGUAGGAGAACGCGAAAGAUCUUUUAUAUUUAACAGAACAAUUGAAUUUUUUCUUUCAUUAAAAUGUCGGGAGAAAAAUAAAUUAUAUUUGGUUUGGUUACAAGUCAUAUCUUCGUCCUAUUUUUUGGGAUCAUUUAAUAACAUCUGACAUUGAACCGAAUUAAGGCGAAAUAUAUAAAAAACUUUAGAUAUAGAAUUAAAAAACUUUAAUAAAUGGCAGGAUUGAUUAAUUAUAUCG